GACACCUGCCCAUUGUGAAUUGUUUUCCUAUAACAGCACACCCCAAUCCUAAUUCAUCAAACAUUCAACAGAGCUGUGGUAUCCAUCCAUCCUUUCUCUGUACCACUUAUCCUACACAGGAUCGCAGGGAUCCUGAAGCCCAUCCCAGGGGCCUCGGGGUGCAAGGCGGGGGACACUCUGUACAGGGUGCAAAUCCAUCACAGGGCACAAUCGCAGACACUCAGACACUACAGACAAUUUGGAAAUGCCUAUCAGCCUACAACACAUGUCUUUGGACUGGGGGAGGAAACCAGAGUACCCAGAGGAAACCCCUGAAGCACGGGGAGAAACCCCCAACCCUGGAGGCUUUAAGUCUCGCGAUGGAACGAAACAUGACACAAAAGAUCAACAGACCGCAGCGGUGCAUUGUGGGUAGUGCGUCCACAAGCACGUUUGGGAUCCAGCAUGGCAGGAAAGAGCAAGAGGAAGUUGGAGGAUCUGAGCGUGGAUGAAUUCCUGUUGUCUGGAUUUGACGCUUUCGAGGGGAAUGAAUCUGAAGAUGAGGUUUCAGCCCCAGAGGAUGAGACAGAUAACUCUGUAUCCCAAGAAAAGAGUCUCAAAAAUAAGGGCAAAGCAUCUCAACACAAAGACCAGCUCUCGAGGCUUAAAAGCACGGAUCCAGAGUUCUACAAGUUUUUACAGGACAACGACCAAAAGCUGCUGAAUUUCGAUGACACGGAUAGUUCAGAGGAUGACGAGGAAGAGAAAUACCACAAACUCCCAUCUCAACUGGAGGUUGCCAGCUCAGAUGAGGAAGUGGAUGAGAAAGAUGAGAAAAAGGUGAAAAAAUCUUCAAAAAAGGCCACAAAAGUCACAGCUAAGAUGAUUGAGGAUUGGAAAACGGCGCUUAAGAAAGAGCCUACUCCACGUUUGGUCCGGGACAUCACACAGGCAUUCAAAGCUGCAGUGGCAACUACAAAAGGCGACAAAGACAUAGAGUGUCGCUACAGCGUGGAUGACAGUUCAGUAUUCAAUGCACUGAUCCUGUUCUGCAUAAAGGACAUGCAUGGUGCCCUGAACAAACUGCUAAAUUUCAAAGCUCCGGACAGAGAGAAAAAAAAAUUAAUAUUGCCAUCAUCAAGUCCCAGGUGGCAGAAGAAUCAGCUUGAUAUCAAAAUGUACUUGAGUGGUCUUGUUCAGCUGCUCUCCAGUCUCACCCAGUCCACAGUUAUCACUGCUGUUCUCCGCCAUGCAAACCAGAUGGUGCCCUACUUCCUGUGUGUGCCAAAACAGGCCCGACACUUACUGAAGCAACUGAUAAAGCAGUGGAGCACAGGAGAGGAGACCGUGCGAGUGCUGGCCUUUCUGGCCAUCAACAAGAUCUGCCGUCAGAAACAAAACAUGUUCCUAAACACCGUCCUCAAGCAAAUGUACAUCGCUUACGUCCAGAACUGCAAGUUCACCUCCCCCAACGCGCUGCCGUUAAUAAACUUUAUGCAGCGCACUCUGGCUGAGAUGUACUCUCUGGACACACAAGUCUCCUACCAGCAUGGCUUCAUCUACAUCCGCCAGCUCGCCAUCCACCUGCGCAAUGCCAUGAACAUGAAGAAGAAGGAAACGUACCAGUCUGUAUAUAACUGGCAAUAUGUGCACUGCCUGCAUCUGUGGUGUCGAGUGUUAAGCACAAUCUACCCCAGUGAGGUGCUCGAGCCCCUAAUCUACCCCCUGUGCCAGGUCAUCGUCGGCUGCAUCAAGUUGGUGCCCAUCUCCCGGUAUUACCCGUUGCGGCUGCAUUGCGUCAGAGCUCUUAUCCUGCUUUCCAGCAGCACCGAGACCUUUGUGCCCGUGUUGCCCUUCCUGCUGGAGAUCCUUCAGCAGGAAGACUUCAAUAAAAAGCCAGGCCGUAUGAGCGUCAAACCCAUUAACUUUGCUGUGAUUCUCAAACUCAGCAAAACCAACCUGCAGGAGAAAGCCUUCAAGGAUGGCCUGAUCGAGCAGCUCUAUGACCUCAUACUGGAGUAUUUCCACACCCAAGCCGCUACGAUUGGCUUUCCUGAGCUUGCACUGCCUACCAUCAUCCAGCUGAAAGCUUUUCUGAAGGAAUGCAAAGUGGCCAAUUACUGCAAGCAGAUCCGCCAGCUGCUGGAGAAGGUACAGGAGAACUGCAGUCACAUCACAAGCCGGAGACAGAGGGCUGCUUUUGGCGUAGCUGACACCACUGCUGUGGCGGCAUGGGAGAAGCAGGUUGCAGAAGAAGGAACUCCUCUCACCAGGUACUACAGCCAGUGGAAGAAGUUACGAGAAAAGGAGAUUCAACUAGAGAUCUCAGGCAAAGAGAGAAUGGAAGACUUGAACCUCCCUGAAAUCAAGCGCAAGAAGAUCCAAGAGAAGAAAGAAGACAAGAAAGAAUUCAAGGGUCUCUUCGAGUCAGACAGCGAUUCAGACAGUGGUGAACUCAUGCAAAAGCGUAAAGACUCUGAUGAUGAUGAAGGCCUUGAGGAUCUGUCAGACAUGAGUGGUGAUGACGACGACGACGAUGAUGCCUCAGAUGGAGAGGACGAUUCAGAUGGCAGUGAGGAGGCUGAGGAGAGGCCUUCUGGCUCUAAAAGUAAAGCACCCAAGCAGGUGUCGAGCGUGAAGCUGCAGGAGCUGGCAGAAGGAGACGAGGAUAUGGUCGAAGACCUCGAGCUUUCAGACCAAGACUGAAGGCCUCGGUGACUUGGCAAGCAGUUUGUCACGAUGCAAGCACGCAUCCUGUGAUGAAAAUGAAAGCUGCUUAAUUGAUUUGUAAAUCUGGCUCUUUGCACAGGUCAGAUGGGGACGCUUAGGAGUCAAGUUUCACUAUUUCACAGCCAAAUACAAGAUGUUUGUAAACUGCAUUGUUCAGUUUGAGAAUUUGACGUUCAGUAUGAACAUUUUUGUGAAUGUUUUUAUAUUGUUCCUCUGUCACCCGUGUAUUAUGUAUUGUCUUAACAAUAUAUUGUGAAAUAUGUUAUAAAAUGACAUUGCCUCUC
This is a messenger RNA of Pangasianodon hypophthalmus (striped catfish), 2993 nucleotides long. It is a transcript of the gene noc2l, whose product is annotated as NOC2-like nucleolar associated transcriptional repressor. Gene Ontology annotation, cellular component: nucleolus; Noc2p-Noc3p complex; Noc1p-Noc2p complex. Gene Ontology annotation, biological process: ribosomal large subunit biogenesis; negative regulation of transcription by RNA polymerase II. The transcript has 20 exons. Gene Ontology annotation, molecular function: histone binding; transcription corepressor activity. The record is from RefSeq and is a predicted model, not a curated record. Bases 445 to 2685 code for a protein of 746 amino acids. Lineage: Eukaryota; Metazoa; Chordata; Actinopteri; Siluriformes; Pangasiidae.